AUGGUCAGGGAACAAGCCGGAUUUGAGCCAUUUGAGGUCUUUGGUUGCAAUGCUAUGGUUUACAUACCGAAACAAAAACUUCGUAAAUGGGAUGCUAAAUCAGAGGAAAUGAUUUGUAUCGGGUGCUAUGAAGAGACUAAAGAGGACUUAGAGAAAGCUGGGACGACAUCCGUUGAAGAAAAUCAAUUUACUCCAGUAUCACUUGACUUCGAUUCUUCGGACUCUGUAGAUUCUGACUCAGAAGACGACGGUGAAAAUAGCGAAGAAGAUGAAGUGCGGUCUGAGUCCAAUUGUGACACAGCAUCGACGACAGAAGAUCCUCAAGAAGACACGUUAACACUAGAAGACUCUACGGCAGAAGAGGUUAUGGAAAGAGAUUCAAUUUCAAGCGAAACAACGUCAUCCAAUAUCGGUGGGGAUUUGAGAAGAUCACGACGGCAGCGAAAGCCUCCACGAAUGGAUGACUACGUACUAUACCUGGCACAAACAAGUGAAGCAGCUGAUCCUUCGACAGCAGAAGAAGCUUUGAGUGGUCACAACAGUCCUGAAAAUCCUGGAAAAGGCCAUGCAAGAAGAGUAUCAGUCGUUGAUCGAAAAUGA
Messenger RNA from Neodiprion virginianus, 600 nucleotides. RefSeq names its product dentin sialophosphoprotein-like. The record is from RefSeq and is a predicted model, not a curated record. The transcript is spliced from 2 exons. NCBI's taxonomy places the organism in Eukaryota, Metazoa, Arthropoda, Insecta, Hymenoptera, Diprionidae. Bases 1 to 600 code for a protein of 199 amino acids.